Molecule: messenger RNA, 441 nt
Organism: Adineta ricciae
Lineage: Eukaryota; Metazoa; Rotifera; Eurotatoria; Adinetida; Adinetidae
Source: the annotation of a GenBank genome assembly
AUGCAGCGAUUAGUUUUUCGUCGAUUAUCAACAAUAAACAAUAGUCAACGUGGUUGGAGAAAAUAUCUUAAUCAAUUGAAAGACCGUCCGGCAUCUCAUAUCACCGCAUUUGCUAUUCUCCAUGAAGUGACCGCCAUUCUUCCAUUUCCAUUGAUCUACUUUCCGUUGAAAUGGCUACGCAUCGGAGAGUACCUUCCUAUUCCAAUCGAAUAUAUCCAAGAGGGAAACAAGAAGAUCAAUCGUGUGCGCACUCGGUAUGGUUUCGAACCGCUAGAUGAAUCAUCGAUGGUCCUAGUCAAUCUCUCAAUGACAUACGCAAUCGUUAAACUUCUACUUCCUCUACGUAUUGGAUUAAGUUUAAUGUUAACACCAUGGCUAGCGUCAGUUAUUACUCGUUCGUUGUCCGUUGUUCAACGUGUGAAAACAAAGCUUUUUAAAUAA